AGUAAGAUAUGCAGAUGCGUUCCGCCCCAAGCUAUUUUUCCAAGAAAAUUGGCUUUCCUCAACGCUAUCGUAUAGAUCCAGUGAAUAGCAUCUACAGCAAAAACUUCUGUAGACCAAAAUCAACAGCAGAAGCCAAAGUACUUGCGGCCAAGAAACACAGUGAGUCAGAGAGAAGACGAAGGAUGCGAAUCAAUAGUCAAUAUGCAGCCCUUCGUAAAAUCCUCCCAAACUUGAUCAAAAUGGACAAGGCUUCUUUGCUCGCAGAGACCGUCCGACAAGUAAGGGAGCUUAAGAAGGUGGUAGCAGAUACUGAAGCAGCAUGUCGUGGCAGUGGCAGUGAGUGUGUUAUUCCCAGCGGCUUUAACAAGUUGAGUUUGCAGAAGUGUGAAGGCAAGCAAGAAGGGCUUGUGAAAGCAACAUUUAGCUGCGAGGAUAGGCCAGGGCUAAUAUUGGACAUGAUUAGGGAGCUGAGGUCAGGGAAAGGGAGGGUGGUGAGGGCGGAGAUGGUGACAGUAGGUGGGAGGACUAAGAGUGUGUUGUGGGUGAAAGGGUUGGGUGCUGGAAGUGAAGGGAUAGUGUGCCUUAAGAAGGCAUUAAAUAAGGUGAUUGUUGACAGGCCAAGCAUUAAUACAUCUCCCUAA
Molecule: messenger RNA, 641 nt
Organism: Rosa rugosa (rugosa rose)
Lineage: Eukaryota; Viridiplantae; Streptophyta; Magnoliopsida; Rosales; Rosaceae
Product: transcription factor bHLH131
Exons: 2
Coding region: 9-641 (210 amino acids)
Biological process (GO): regulation of DNA-templated transcription
Molecular function (GO): protein dimerization activity; DNA-binding transcription factor activity
Source: RefSeq, a predicted model, not a curated record